This is a messenger RNA of Aspergillus calidoustus, 1992 nucleotides long. The record is from the annotation of a GenBank genome assembly. Lineage: Eukaryota; Fungi; Ascomycota; Eurotiomycetes; Eurotiales; Aspergillaceae.
AUGUCCUUGGAUGCCCUGCCCAACGAGAUCCACAAAAUCAUCCUGACACAUCUCACGUCGAACGACCUUGUCUCGCUAAGCAGGACAACGCGCAAUUUCAACUUCAUCGCAGUUCCAAUUCUGUACCAACAUACUUUGCUUGACUUCUCUCUCGGUGACGAAGACUCUUCUACCGCGGACGACAAUGAUAUCGCGCUAUCUGCUCUUCUGGGGCUUGUCGCCGAUACGCAGGGACAGUGUCGACAUGUGAAGAGACUAAGUGUUCGAAGCAGAGAAGAGCAAAAUGAGGCGUCAGGGGCCCAGGAGGAGGGGUUUUCCAAUGAUCAUGACGAGACCAAAUCAGCAAUCACCUCCCUUCUCGAAGCCGCGCUGCAGAAUAUGAGCCAUAUUUCUCACCUUGAUUGGUAUUCUAUCUUCAGCACUCCAGAAGCUGUAUUCGCUGCCCUCAAGGCUCCACUCGAAUCCCUGCACUGCAGCGCCGCCUGGCUAGGCAAAAGCCCAAAUAUUGAUUUCGACGGGACAGCUGCCCUGAAGUCACUUAUCUCACUAUCCACAGUAGACAUGGCAGAGGGUGAAAUGCCGCCUCUCCUCCUAACGAUGCUCUCCCAGGAUUUGGUGCAUUUGAAGAGUCUCAAACUUCAGUAUCUACGCCCAACUGAUGGCAGCCACACGACAUCCGAAUGUCCAUUCGAAACUCUGGCCAAAGAUCUAAAUUCCGCGGGGAAGCACAUCAAUCUCACCAUCCUCUCCCUCUCCUUUCCACGGGCACCAACCAGCACCACCUGGCUCAAAUCCCUGAUUUCCCCAUCCCUAAUGGACUUCACGUACCACAUGCACGCCCCCAAUGGCGAAAGAACAGACUUGGCCGGAGACCAAAUGCACAACGAACUUUUUGCAUACCUACACGCCCACACACAAAACCAAGGCAUCGAACUAAAAGCCCUACAGACAAACACCUUCCCUCCCUCCCUCACAUCCCUCAUCGAAUCCUCGCGCAGCCUCGAAACGCUCAUCCUAACAUACCAACCUCCCUCCUUCUGCGGCGACGCAAUCAACCUCUCGGGCCACUUCAGAUCACUCAGGUCUCUCUGUCUCCCCCACGCAGACCGCAUCUUCUACGACGACGACAUAAUCAGGCUCUACGGUACAGACUCGUUCGGGUAUCUACAGGUCAUCAUCGAUAACUGUCCGCAUCUCGAAGAGUUGGCGAUGAAUGAAUCCCUCUUCGAGACUCUCUGCGCCGCACCCGCACUCAAGCGCCUCUUUAUUCUUCUCUACAGAGAUUCACCCUGGGACCUGCAAUUGCCUGCCGGCCAUCUCCUCCGUGAGAUGCUAUCCUACUACAACGGUAAUCCAUCGCCGUUCUUUGAGCGUUUGGAGUUGUUUGGUUGUUUUCGGAGUUUAUGGACGUUCGAGCACACGAUGGAUCUUACCCCCGAGGAAGUGGAGGAGAUGGAGUAUGAGCUUGGUUAUGAGACUGUAAGCGAUGACGAGCUCGCAGAUCUGGGGAUUGCUGUUGAGAGGGGAGAUUUGGGAAUAUCGUCGCCGGGUAGUAAGCGCGAGGAUGCGCGUAAAGAUCAAGGCGAAGGCGAAGACGAAGACGACGAAGACGUGGACAUGGGCUUCGACCUCUUCGACGCCAUCGAGCCCCCGCCCAGACCUCCACCAUCCCAGCCCAAAAACGAAUAUACGUACCCCUCCAGAUUCACCCCCGCACCACUGGUCCCCGUCCUCCGCGACACCGACGCGCAUAUCAUCAUGCCAUGGCACCUCCUCGACGAACCCUUCUGCUACACGUGGGAACGGGCGAUCUCUGGGUACUACAAGGUUCCGCUGCGGGUGGGCUGGGAUGAUGCGAGGUUUUUGGAUGAGAGGAUGGUGGAGGCUGUGCGGGGGAUUGUGGAGCGGUAUCAGUGGGCGGAUCCGGCGAAUACUAGGGGGUUGGAGGAUGAGUGGAGGCGGGCGACGACGCAGACGAGGCGGUGGGGUUGA